Messenger RNA from Erpetoichthys calabaricus (reedfish), 2852 nucleotides. RefSeq lists its product as uncharacterized. Lineage: Eukaryota; Metazoa; Chordata; Cladistia; Polypteriformes; Polypteridae. Gene Ontology annotation, cellular component: nucleus. The transcript is spliced from 5 exons. The record is from RefSeq and is a predicted model, not a curated record. Bases 564 to 1928 code for a protein of 454 amino acids.
CAACGAAAGUCUGAAGCUACAGCGCCUCCUCCAGGACCGAGUCCAGUGGUGCAGCUUUUCCCUGGCAGGCGCAAUGGCAAUCUGCGCCAGGUGUGCGGUGCUGGCAGAGUCGCCUGUGCAUCAUAAAAGUCGACAGCCAGAGGCCUGUUUUGGACAGAGUGUGUGACGCGAGCUAACCCCGCUGCACGCAGUGGCGCGUUUGGCUCGAGGCCCCGGAGCGCGCUGCAGUCCCACGCGCUAACAGCACCCUCCCCAUCGCCACCUCGUGACGUCACAGCACAGCGUCGCAUCUUUUCGUCUUGUUCAAACAGCUUCACGUCGCGAAACCUGCAAAGGGUGCUGGCUUAUGUAUGCUGUUCGGGUGGCCAGUUGCAGAUUCCUGUAUUUUAUAUAAAUCAGAGGAAAACUUACACCAUCGGUUGCGGAAGAACAUUCACAGCCUUACUGAUGAAUUUGUAAACCAGACGUAACUUAUCCUUGGUCAGGCGGCAAGUUGAACGUAAUAAAUAACAGAAGGAUGCACUGAUCACCCCUGAAAACAUAUUCAAACGAGACACAAGGCCAUGUCUAAUUAUAAUCUAGAGGGACAUCUUCAUGAGAGGUCAUCUCCUGUACAUAUCAAAGUGGAAUCUCCAGGCAUGGAUCAGGAUGCUUUUGGAGACAGCAGUCAUGGAACAGUUGGAGCCUUUGUCAAAGGAGAAGACACUGAGGUUGGGAGUACCAUUGGGAGAGGUGCAUUGCCAUUCAAUGUUGUGGUAGUUCACCCCAGUGUGGUGGAGCCUGGUUACAUUCUUGAAACUCGUGCAGCACCAUCACAUUUGGAGCAAAAUCAUAUUGGUAAUGAUGGCUCAGGAAAGAGGAAAUCUCGUUUCAGUGGAGCAGAGUUGGAGGUCCUGGUGAGCGAAGUGACACGCUUUGAAGCAGAGCUGUUUAGUCAGAACGGUCGGCUGCGACGUCGAGAACGUGAAAGGAUCUGGGCAGGCAUCCAGGAAAAAGUCAAUGCUGUCUCCCGUGUCCGCAGAACUUUGCGUGAAGUCAAGAAACGUUGGGAUGACCUCAAAAGGCGUAGUGGGGGUCGACUGGACUUGCGUCAGAGAAGAUGUUGUCCUUCAGGAAGAAUGAGCUCACAGCUUGGGAGGACAGGGCAGACAAGGUCCCGACUCGAUGCCUUUCACUGUACUGCAGACUUGGAAAUGACAGCUUCCUCAAGGCUUAGAAGCUCUGCUGACACAGUAGAUGUGUUAGAUGAGGAUGGAAAUGCUGAAGUCAAGCCAGGACCUUCUUCAAUUCUUAUGGAUCAUUGGGUGUCCCCAAACUCUUCUUAUCUUCCUAAUAUGCUUGUCUCUUUUCCUGAAGCAAGGUCACCGUUACCAAAUGGAACAACUACACCCAGUAGUCCCGAACAUCACUCCCUUCAGUUUGUGGAAGCAGGUAUGCCUGGAUUUGAUCCCAAAGUACUUCUCAAUAAAGAUAAUAUAAUGAGUUCAUCUUCAGAUUUCAGUGAGAUGUCCCAGACCCUUCAGGAUGCUUUAAGUCAUGUGGCUAGUGCAGCUUCUAAUCUAGGGGAUCGAGUGGAGGUGGCAUUGACCAGUUUCAAGCAGAGCUUCAGUUGCAUUUCUGAGAGACUAAUUGCUUCACAUGAGGCAAUGGUGCAGAGUCUUAAGCAGAACAACUUUUUGCUUCACAAAUUACUGGAGAUGUUAGAGAGACAGACUGCCACAACUAGCUGCCAAGCUACCAGCCUUCCACCUGAUGCCCUUCAUGCUACUUCUCAACAGAAUUCUUUGCAUGAGACAAUGUACACUGUCCAGUCUAGUUGCACAAAUUUAGAAUCCUGUACUCAAUUGCCAAAAGAUGAACGGGUUCAAAAGAAGAGAGUGGUAAGAACUCCAAAGAAAGGAAGACGGAAAAGGAGAUGCCUUGUCUAAAAUGAAGAAACUAUUCCUUGCCGAUGAAUGAACUGUCAUAUGGCUCACUGACAAAAGUUUUGUUUGAUAUUUAGUCUAAUGGGAGUUAAUUACACUAUUUAAAAUAUGUAAAAUAAUUUUUAUCAAAAAAUUGUAAAGUCCUAUAUCAUGUAAUCAGGCCAUUUUUUAGCAUGGAGCCUGGCUGUUUUUCUGGGUCUUUUACUGAUGGGCAGUUUAUUAUAGAUAUCAUGACAUGUAUGCCUAUAGCCCCUUUCACACUAUGGAGUUCAAACAUGGCUUCUAUUAACUUAGGUACUAAUCUGAUUAGGUUCAUCUUUUCACACAACAUUUUAUUAAUUGUUUUUAACUGAAGCUGACUUGUUUUACUACUGCUACUCAAGUAAUAAGAACAUAUCAUGUUGUUAUGUAUGAGAUGAGAAAACUUGUGCAUUAUAUGCUAAAUAAACAAAUGCGUAUACAUGUUUAAAAUGACCUGUGACCAAUGUGUCAUCACAGCAUUUUAAACAUUAGUUUGUCUUGUGUGCUGCUGGAAGCUGUUGUCUCAUACACAAAAUUCCACAAUCAACCAGAGCAAAUGUGUAGGUUUAUUUGCUCAAUGUGGGUCCAUUUGUAAUGCACUCUUCAUAUGUAGCUACGCUACAUUUUGCAUUGUCACCUCUAGUGGUGUGCUUCAAACAUCUUCAUUCCUCGGGAGUCACUUUAAUAUUAAACAAGGUUAGGACCUGGGUUGAAAAAUGAAAGUUAAUCACCUGAAUUUAGAAUGCUAUUGUGAGACCGACUUAAAAGAAAAUGAUUUUCUAGAUUUUGGAUAUAUUCCAGAAAUAACAAUAUUGAACAUUCUAAAUUAUUCUAAGUGGAGAUGCCUCACAACAAUGAAGCAGAAGUUACACUUAAUGUAGCACAUUAAAAACCUGAUACAGUAUA